CGGGAUGUCUUCGUCUUAUCUCAAAAAGUUGAAAUAAAGUAUUUUAGGCGCUUGAGAAGUGCAAAUUAUUGUGUUUUGUCAUAGCGUUAUAUUCUAGUUUUGUUUUACAUGAAAUUGUGUCGUGUGCAUUGACUUGGUUUUUAUACGUAAAAGCUAGGAGCAGGCUUUGUGCAAUAAUGCUUCCUCCAAUAUGAAGGAGAUUAUGAAGGAGAUGGUUGGUGGUUGCUGUGUGUGCUCGGACGAGCGAGGUUGGCCUGACAACCCGCUUGUCUAUUGUGACGGAAAUGGGUGUACGGUUGCAGUGCAUCAAGCCUGCUAUGGAAUUAUUGCUGUACCAACUGGCCCCUGGUACUGCAGGAAGUGUGAGAGUCCAGAAACCAAAGGAAAAGUCAGAUGUGAGCUGUGCCCGUCCAAGUCGGGUGCACUGAAACGCUCUGACACAGGAGGCUGGGCGCACGUUGUCUGCGCGCUUUACAUUCCAGAAGUGAGAUUCGGCAACGUAACAUCCAUGGAGCCUAUAGUUCUCAGGCUUAUUCCUCCAGAACGGUUCAACAAGACAUGCUACAUUUGUCAAGACAUGGGAAAAACACACCGCGCCAACGCCGGUGCUUGCAUGCAGUGCAAUAAAUCUGGAUGUAAGCAGCAGUUCCACGUGACCUGCGCUCAGAGCCUCGGGCUGCUGUGCGAGGAGGCGGGCAACUAUCUGGACAACGUCAAAUACUGCGGCUACUGCCAACACCACUACAGCAAGCUGAAAAAGGGCGGUAACGUGAAGACGAUCCCGCCGUACAAGCCAGUUUCGCAUGACAGCCAGUCGGAUGACUCGAGCGAGCGGGAAGACGAGGCGUCACCAGCCACUGGCGGCGCAACUCCUACUCACGUGGCAAAAGCUAAAGGGCCCGGUCGAAAGACCUCGCAUUCAGGAGGUGCUGCGUCAGGCAAAAGCACACCAAAUUCGGCUAAGAACCCUAAUAGUGCAACCCAAUCUAUGGAGACCUGUCAAGACAGGACGGAGACGGCUGCGAGUCGCAAACAUAAAGCCGCUGACAAAAAUAAAAAGAAGCCAUCGCCGUCUCGACGCGGCUCCUCCGCGGGCGACGGCGGCAGUGGGAGCAAAUCCCAUACUCCGGCUCCGUCGCCGCAACACUAUCCGGAAAACACGGUGCAAGGACCAGCUCCGAAAGCUCCUGGCGGCUCAACACCGACUGCGAAGAUUCCGCUACCAUCAGCGUCGCCGAGCCAAGCUGUUAAGCCGCCUGAGACGGGCGGCGUCAUUAGUUCCGUUGCCUCGGCCACAGCUUCCAUUGUGUCCGUACCUUUGCUGCAAACCACAUCGACAACAACUUCGGUAGUUCAAACUGUCACGUCGAAGACUAUGUACCAAGAGUCGGUGAUUACCAACGCGGAGGCGAUGGACAUCAAGCAGACCAAGAAGCGAAAGGCGGUGGCUGCCAGCAACAUGGCCAUGCAGGCAGCGGAGUAUGUGGCCACCACACCGCCGACUACGGCAACCGAGACAAACGUGCACAGUGGCAACACCACGUGGGAGCAAGGGUCAUCCGGCCAGGGUGUCAGUGAGACAACUGUGGAAGAGAAGGUCCUCAAAAAGGCGAAAACCGACGGUACGGAAGCAGCGGCCACUCCGGCGCACUUCUCAAGUCUUAGUCCGGCGCCUCCCCCGCCGCCGCCGCCUCCCGCAUUCAGCCCAGCAUCGCAGCCAAGCCCGAGGCAUCCGCCGAGCCCAAUGCCAGGCCCGAGUGGUCUCAACCAAGUCUCCAACAUUCGCUCGCCGUCUCAACUGCAGAUCCCGUUGCCGCCUGAAAUGAGCGGACACUCUCCGCACAUAUUCCAUCAGCCGCACAAACAGGCUGCGGUGGACCCGAGUCACUCACCGCACAGUGUUGGAUCGCGUGGCGUCUGGGGUGGACUCAACGUGGCCUACGAGUUUCAAGACGCUAACAAACCAGGUGUAAGCGGAAUGGCCGGUACCAGCAAAGACGCCAACGUUGGGACGAGCAUUGGAUCGAUGCCUGCAGCUAUGCGCAACAAAAAACGCGCGGCGAUGGCCGCUUCAGUGGUAUCGAUGAACACUCCGCCGCCAAUCCUAUCGACUGCGACGCACUCUCUGGCCAGCGUCCGACGGCAGCCUCAGCCAACGCCGCCUCCGCUCUACUCCGAGGCCAUCAAGGAGUCGCCGCCGAGCUCGCCUAGUUCAGAGCGCACCUUGAAGCCGAAAAUUGAAAGGAUCGGGGCGAAUUGCACGGCGCCUCACAUGCUGGGCAACGAGCUCAACUUGGAGAGCGGUGCGGCCGCGCGUUUGCAGGAGCAGUUGUCGGCGGAGCUGGCUGCGCACGCCGCCAACACCGCCGCGCAGGACAUGCUGGUGCCGCCGCCACUCAUCAAUAAGGCUGGCCCGAGCGCGUUCACCAGCACCGGCCGCAGUACUUCGAGCGCUCAAAGUCUCGAUCAGCUGUUAGAGCGACAGUGGGAGCAAGGCUCGCAGUUCCUCAUGGAGCAAGCUCAGCAUUUCGAUAUAGCGUCGCUGCUAUCGUGCCUGCAUCAACUGCGCACCGAAAACGUGCGGCUCGAGGAACACGUCGGAAAUCUCUUGCAGCGCCGCGACCACCUCCUAGCGGUGAACGCCCGCCUGGCCAUCCCGCUCACUACAGUGAUGGCCGGUCCUGGAGAGCCGCCACGAAUUCCUCGUGAGAACGGUGGUCAGCUGCGUGCACCCCCUACGCCCGUACGCACUGAGACCAUCACCUCUGACCGGCCCCAGCUGAUCAUGCGCGAGGCGGGCUCGGGCGCCAAGGGUGGGCCCAGCUGAAAUGAGCAGGGCGGCGGGCGCGGCGGAGACAAUCCGCCCGCGCCGGCCCCGCUGGGCCCCAUGCGCUCUUACCUCGUGCUGAGAAGAGAGCAGCGCCGGAGACACGACUUCUCUAUUGAUGCUAUACUCAACUGCGACCAUUAGACGUAACAAUCAUUACGCAGCUAUUUUAAAUAGACACAGACACAUGCACGGUUUUAUAUGUUCGGGAUGACAUCCCAUUUUUGUACUAUCAAUUACGGACGUAUUUAAACCAAAAGCAAUCCAACUGACAUCGAAGUAGGUUUAAAACGAUUAUGCCCUAAUGAUUGAGGCGAUGCCUAAUGAAACGUAUCAACGACUGGGCAUAUACAUAGAUUAGGCGUUACGUAUUUUAUGCAUUGCCUUGUUCGUUGUUAGUGAAAACGGGCAUUAGGGCCUUGCAAAUGUACCGCGCAUAACUUCGGAAUAGGCAUGCAAUGUUUAUUCGCUCUUUGCGAUUUGAAAGUUUCUAUCCCUUUAAGUGUGUAGUAGUAGAGUGUUUUGAAACAGAGCUCGUCCGGGGAAGUACUACCGCCAUGCUUAUUUCUGC
This is a messenger RNA of Pararge aegeria (speckled wood butterfly), 3398 nucleotides long. It is a transcript of the gene Alh, whose product is annotated as protein AF-10. The record is from RefSeq and is a predicted model, not a curated record. Gene Ontology annotation, molecular function: nucleosome binding; histone binding. The coding region runs from base 191 to 2827 and encodes 878 amino acids. Gene Ontology annotation, biological process: regulation of transcription by RNA polymerase II. NCBI's taxonomy places the organism in Eukaryota, Metazoa, Arthropoda, Insecta, Lepidoptera, Nymphalidae. The transcript is spliced from 25 exons. Gene Ontology annotation, cellular component: nucleus.